CCCAACUCUCCGUCGUGCGACUCGCGCCCACCUCCGUCCGCGGCACCUCGCAGCUGGCGACACACAUCUCCCUAUAUCCCCGUUCUCUUCGUUGUUCACGACCAGCUCAGCACCUUGACCGCUCCAGCACCAGUACACCGGACACACUUGUCGACAUCAUGUCAUCUGCAGCCGUUGUCUACGCACGUCGUCGCACGCGCUCCUCCGAGUGUUCAAGCACAUUCUCUUUCUAUCCCCUACUUCCGGUGUCGACUUCACCUCAGUCUCUGGCUGAGUCUCCGUCUCUGGCUGAGUCUCCGUCUCCCUGCUGGGCAUUCUCGCCCUCUCACGCUCACCAACAUUGUCAGUGUGGCCUUCGCUUCGGAUACUCCCUCCAUCGCAGCCACCGUGUCCAACGACCUGUCCCAGUUCUCUGCGCCAGUCGUGUCCGCCCUCAUGGACGUUGGCAGAGUCUUGCUCGUCAUCUUCUCGUGAGUCCCACAUCUGCCUGUCAUCCCUCUGUUCACUUACAGACCAUGACAAAUAGCUGCUCGAUCGUUGCGUGGCACCUCGUUAAUGAUGAGCACGUCAUCAAGCUUUCUGACCCACGCCUUGCACAGGUUUGUGAGGGUGCGGGCAUGGGUGAAGGCGCGGACGAGCGAGGGCACGAAUUGAUGUGUGGAUGAGUGGGCACGUUGAUCACGAGCACGACGUGCAACAGCCCGACAGGCGAACACGGCCGACGAGUGCACCGAGUGCGGACAGACAAGGGCAAACGGGAGCGAGAGCGGCCGGGGACGAGUAUGGGAACGGACGCAGACUAAUGGAUCGCCGCGCGAACGAAUGAAGGCAAGCGUGGACGAGUGGGAGCAGGCACGGAUGAGUAGGAGCGAGUGCGGGUGCGGAGGGGCAGAUGAGCGGAGCGGGCACGGACACGGACAAGCGAGUGCGGGUGCUGCGCGACGAACAACGCCCAGCGGGAAGGGAUGUAGGCAGGUAAGUGUAUCUGCGGUACCACAACGCGAGGAGUUGUAGCACGCCGCUGUCAGUAGUACGAGGCAGACGGAUUCCUAUUCUAUACGUGCUCGCUAGUAGUUGUAGUCUACAAGAACAUCGUCGUACCGUUAUAUUCAAUCCAUCCAAAGUUCCCGAA
This is a messenger RNA of Rhodofomes roseus, 1132 nucleotides long. RefSeq lists its product as uncharacterized. NCBI's taxonomy places the organism in Eukaryota, Fungi, Basidiomycota, Agaricomycetes, Polyporales, Fomitopsidaceae. The record is from RefSeq and is a predicted model, not a curated record. The coding region runs from base 159 to 665 and encodes 168 amino acids. The transcript is spliced from 2 exons.